CAUUACGAUGUCAAUCCGCAGAGCAAAACAUUUUCCGAAUUUUUUCAGAAAUAAUAAACUACAGCUGUGUACGUUCUCUCUAAACUCGGCUCUUAUCAUAAUUUAAUACAUAAACAAGUUUAAUACUAAAUUAGAACACCAAAUAACCAGCAUUAUUGCACAAAUUUUUCGUCACAGCUUGAACGACGUGUAUAUAUUUAGAUAGGAGUAGACAUACAAAUACACACCUUUGGAACAAUAUAGUGAGAGAAUGGACAGGACCAAUUCACGUCGAAUGCACCUCGGAGACGGUGGGGGUGGGGCGAUGGGGGACGGAGAGGACCUCUACUCCGGCUACAACGACUUCUCCCCCGCCUUGGCUACGGACGACCUCGAGCUAGACCAGGGUUUCCAAACCUCCGCUCGCACCUUGGACAGUCGACGACCAACCGCACUGACCCCCAACACCCCCUUCGGAUUAGCCUCAAGGCUUGGCACCGCCGCCGGGUUCAAGAGGGAGUCUCUUCAGACUGGGAUAUUCACUCGUGGGGGUACAGGUCGACCCAUGACGGGAGCGGACGGUGGACUUAAUCGCCCCAUGACCGCCGUUCGUGGCGCAGGCUACACGGCGGCAGGACGAAAUACGUUUGAUCCCAUGAACGCUGGUGGCACCAACAAGAAGCCCACACCACCCAUGGAGCCCAAAAUAGAGGACACGGUUGAGGAGAAGGUGAGGCAAAUGGAGGAGCGGAUCAACCGGCUGAUCGAAGAGUCAGUGCUGGCCGCCUCUCGAGGGGAUGGCAGAAGAGCUCUCGAGCUGGCCAAGGACGCUGGAAAUAAGGAGAAGGUCCUCAUGAAGCUCAAGGUCGAGGCUGGCUCCAACGAAGGGCACGACUGGGACACUACCUUCUCUGUACUAUUCAAUCUGGGGUCACAGUUCGAGUUGAAUGAGAUGUACCACGAGGCGCUGCAAACGUACAAGGCCAUCUCGGACAACAAACUCCUCGCUCACGGCCCAAAGGUGAAGAUCAACAUGGGGAACAUUUACUACAAGCAGGGCCACCCCACCCGGGCAGUCAAAAUGUACCGAAUGGCCAUGGACCAGCUCAGCAACACGCAGAAGGACCUCAAGCUAAAGUUGAUGCACAACAUGGGAAUAAUCUUUUUGAAAAUGGAUCACUCCUCAGACGCAGCGUCCUCCUUCGAGUACAUUAUGGGGGAGAGACCGACGUUCAAAACCGGACUUCAUCUCGUCGUCGCCACCUUCAUGAUGGGGGAGCCAGAGAGGAUGAAACGGAGUUUCCAAGACCUCCUUCAAGUACCUGUCGAUUACGAGGAGGACGAGGAGAAAUACUCGUCCGCCGCCUCUGCUGCCGAAGACGACCCGGUCACCCAACUCCUCAUGGAAGUCCUCAAGAACGACCGGCUGAGAAAGUGGGAAAAGGAGCGCAAAUUAUAUGCGGAACGUUGCGUCCUCUCCGCCGCCAGACUCAUUGCCCCCGCUGUGGAGGCCUCCCUCACAGAAGGCUACCACUGGGUCACUGAGGAAAUCCGUGCCUCAAAACACGCCCCACUCGCCCACGCCCUCGAAAUCAGCAAGGCUCUCGUUUUUCUGAAGCAGCGUGAACUGGGCGAAGCGGCCGAGAUCCUGAAAUCCUUUGAGAAGAAGGAGACUAACGUGGCUACUGCCGCUGCGACCAACCUCUCCUUCAUGUUCUUUCUGCAAGGCGAGCUGGAGCAGGCCGAAAAGUAUGGGGAGAUGGCGACCAAGGCUGAUUUCUACAACUCUGUGGCCUACGUGAACUUGGGAAACUGUCACUUUGUGCGAGGGGACUGGGAGGAGGCGAAAAAAUGCUUCACAGAAGCGAUCGGGAUUGAUGCGGGGUGCAUCGAGGCGCUGUACAAUCUGGGACUCGUCAACCAACACCUCAAAUUCUUUGAGGAAGCCUUGGAAUGUUUCCACAAGGUUCACUCGCUCGUCCGAAACCACCCACACGUCACCUUCCAACUUGGACGCACCCACGAACUGAGGGGAGAGGUGGAAAUCGCCAUGGAAUGGUACCUCAAAGCCCUCGCCCUUGUUCCAACCGACCCCGGCCUCCUAAAAAAACUUGGAGAACUCUCUGACAUGGAGGGCGAUCGACAAGGGGCUUAUCAACACUACUACGAUUGUCACAAGUACGACCCUUCUGACAUGAGUGUGAUCGAAUGGUUGGCCAACUACCUGCAGGAAGUACAACUUCCAGAGAAAGCCCUCACAUUUUUUCAAAAGGCGGCUCUUCUUCAGCCAGAGGAGCCCAAGUGGAACAUCUGCAUUGGACACGCGUAUCGUCGUAUGGGCAACUACUCUCAGGCUCUCGCCACAUUUCAAAAGGUGUACAAGGGAAAUCCGGAGAACGUGUUUGCCCUCAGCUCUCUUGCCCGUCUCGCCACGGACAUGGGGCUGAAGGAGGCGGAAAUGUAUCGGGAGGAGUUGGGGCGUUUGGAACGGAUGCAGGAGACACGAAAUCUCAGCAAUUCAUCAUCCUCCUCUUCAAGAUCGGCCCCCACCCGGUUUGGACCACCCUCCAGAAUGGGCUCCAGUCGUGGAGGUCAACGAUCCAGCGCAUUUCAACCUCAGCAGCACCACAGCAAGGACUCGUUCGAUGAUCAGAACAGCGACUAUGGGGCUGGUGGCUACCCCUCUGCGGAUCCAACAACGAGAGAGAGUUAUUCGGGCUAUCGAGGUGGGAGGGGCGAGACUAAUGGAAUCCUUUCGUUUGACGACGAGGAAGAUCGCAUGGACGAACUGGACAUGGCGCUGGACGCUCGUGCCUCCGGUAGUCAGCAACAACAACAGGCUGGACCUGCACGACCUAAGACUGCGGCAAUGGACGACAUCAACGCUUUCUUCGCUGCCAACGAUGUCGGAUCAGACUUUCUCCCCAUUUGAAAAAGUAUUUAUGAUAUUUAUAGUGUAACAUUACUUGCAUACAAAUGGUUUGUAGAUUAUUUGAAAAAUUAUAAAGUAACAUUAACAUGUAUAACACAACCUUUUGUCAAUUUUGACUGAGGACGAAUCGUAAAAAAAAACGAAUUAAUUGAUGUAAUCAGCGACCCACCGCAUUCUUAUUAAAUUUUGUCAGUCCCACUACAAGUACAUAGCGGAAUUAAUUAAAUAAUAAUGAUAUUGUCAAUAUAA
Messenger RNA from Folsomia candida, 3160 nucleotides. It is a transcript of the gene nompB, whose product is annotated as intraflagellar transport protein 88 homolog. NCBI's taxonomy places the organism in Eukaryota, Metazoa, Arthropoda, Collembola, Entomobryomorpha, Isotomidae. The record is from RefSeq and is a predicted model, not a curated record. The coding region runs from base 251 to 2911 and encodes 886 amino acids. The transcript has 12 exons. Gene Ontology annotation, molecular function: kinesin binding. Gene Ontology annotation, cellular component: ciliary basal body; ciliary base; non-motile cilium. Gene Ontology annotation, biological process: non-motile cilium assembly; intraciliary transport.